Messenger RNA from Macrobrachium nipponense, 1852 nucleotides. RefSeq lists its product as uncharacterized. Lineage: Eukaryota; Metazoa; Arthropoda; Malacostraca; Decapoda; Palaemonidae. The record is from RefSeq and is a predicted model, not a curated record.
UGACAUGACAGCGCAUAAUUAAAGCUUGAAUGUUGACGAAAGUUUGGCCUUUCACGUUCGCCGUUCGCCUAACGUCAGCCAUGAUACUGAAAAACGCUUCGCUCGCUUUCGAACGGCGUCACGGGAGGGAGAGGCUUCGUCGGAAACGUCCCUCCCUUCCUCCAGGAGUCCAGCCACGGUCAUGAACAUUAACGACAGGAUGAAUUUGAUUGGCGUGCCGGAGUACGCACCCCUUUAGCCUCAGUAGAGGGGCUCAUGAGCGCUUUGCGCUUCCUUACGAACAUUGCUGUCCUUCGACCCCUUUUACGGCUGGAAGUGACAGUCGCUGUUGGCAAAGACAUUCCGAUGACACGAGGAGGUCUUCGGGAAUGUAAACGUGAUAGAAAUGAAAAAAUAUUCCCACCCAUCAGCACUCCAGUGGGAUUGACAGUGAAUUCAUCAGCAGGCCACAGUCAAGCUAAUCCCUUUAUAAAGAUUAUUGAGCAAGAAUUUAUGCAUGCAAUAGACAAAACUGCAGUACCAACACAUGUUCUUAAUACUAAUGAUGGUGUGCCCAAUGAGACAGAAGCAAACAUGGGAGUUUCAGACACAGACAUGGAUGAUGGAGGUGAAGAUGGCUCAUUCUCAGAGCUAGGUAAUCAAAAUACCAAUUGGCCACACAAAGCAGUGCUACUUUUAAUUGACUUGUAUAAGAAGCAUUUGCCCAAAUUUAACUCAAAGAACAUCAAGAAAAAGGGUGUUUGGAAUCUAUUAUCACAAGAAAUGAAGAGGAAGGGAUAUGAUCUUAGUGGUGAGGCAUGUGAUAAGAAAUUCAGGGCCUUGAAACAUAGGUACAAAAUUAUCAUGGAAAAUAUAAAUGCAACUGGUCGAAGGAAUAGGAAAUGGGAAUACUUUGACCUUAUGGGAAAGCUACUAGAGGAUGACCCACAGUUUAAAGUGAACAGCUCAUCUGCUAAUGAAGUUCCAUCCAGCCCAAGUGAUACAGUGAGCAACUUUUCAGAUGAAUCACAUGAGGAGGAAGAAGAAGGUCCUCAGGAUGAAGAUGUUUCAUUAAAGAAUCAUGUUAUUUGGACCCACAGUAGGAAGCUUUUGCUGUUGAAACUCUGUAGGGAUCAUAAGAAUGAUGACCAAUCAACUGAUGUCUGGAAAACUGUGUCCGAUGAGAUGAAAGAAAAGGGUUGUGAUAUAAGUGCUGAUGUAUGUGAGAAGAAAUUCAGAUACUUUAAGUACAGGUUUAAAAAGAUAAUGGAAUGCGAGGACCCAAUCCAAGAAGGAAACAAGUGGGUAUACUUUGAAAUUAUGAAGAGUCUUUUGGAAGGUGAUUCUAUAUUCAAGCACAAGUCGAAUUCAGCACCAGUUCCUGUAGCACAGUUUAAAAUAGAAACUGGAGGAAAUAUUCAUGAAGAGAGUGAGGAUGUUGGAAAUGGGAAUGAAGCAAGAGGUGACAGUAAGCAUUUUUCAGAUACGUACAUGAUGGAGGAAUUAGAGGAUGCUCAGGAUGACUCAUUGACUGGUACUUAUAUUCCUACAGUAUGGUCACAUAGAGCAAUACUUAUGUUGAUAAAGCUCUACAAAACUCAUACAUCAGCUUUCAAGUCUCCAACAGUGAAGAAAUCUGAUGUCUGGAAAACCAUAUCUACAAAAAUGCAGUCUAUGGGUCAUAACUACAAUGCAGAAGCAUGUGACAAAAAAUUUAGAUGCCUUAAAUAUAGGUACAGCAAAAUUAUGGAGGACAGCGAAAUUGGACGAGGCAAGAAAUGGCAGUACUUCCAGGCAAUGCGGUCCGUGUUUGAGGGUGAUCAGAGUUAUGAACCAAUAAAGAUUGUAUCUACCAUGACUUUGCCUCCAGAUG